UGUCGCCGUGGUGGAGGCCCCCAUUCGAAGGCGACGGCGGUCGUCUCUGUGUUUUCGUGGCUAUCCUUCCAGAUUAAACGAAAUAACCACAGACUGGCAGUGAAAUUGACAAACGCUCACGUUGAGAUUUUGUUCAGAUUCUUCUUGGACGAGUUCGCGACGGGGCUGUGGAAUGACGGGGUGUGCCGAGAAUUUGAAUUAGCUCGCCGCUAGUUUGAAGAAAGAGUGAGCCAGGCUGAGAGAGAAGCCAUUUUGUCCUGACUGUGUGGGAGAAAAGAAAGAGUGGAAAAGAAGAAUCACACGGGAGCAGCGACUUGUUUUGCGUUGUGUUUUUGUGCUGUUGUGGGAAACAGUCCGGAUUGGAAAAUAUAACCUUUCGGAUACAAGUUUGGACACGUAAUUUGGGUGGUAUUUAGCCAACUAGCUUGCCAAAGCUAAUCAACAAUUCCCAGAUUGUUGAGUAUAUAAAGAGUCCGGGAGAAGUGGAUUUGUUGGCAAAGGAGCUGGCUUUAGACCGCACAUAGGCGUGUUAGGUUAUUUUUUUCUUUUUUGUAUUUGUCCGGGUGGGGAAACACAAGCUUUGUCAAAUGGCGAAGAAGACCUACGACUUGCUGUUCAAGCUGCUGCUGAUCGGAGACUCGGGCGUGGGGAAAACCUGCGUGCUGUUCCGCUUCUCAGACGACGCCUUUAACACAACCUUCAUCUCCACCAUAGGAAUAGAUUUCAAGAUCAAAACGGUCGAAUUACAAGGAAAAAAGAUCAAACUACAGAUUUGGGACACAGCAGGACAGGAGCGGUUUCACACCAUCACCACCUCCUACUACAGAGGCGCCAUGGGCAUCAUGCUGGUGUAUGACAUCACCAAUGCCAAGAGCUUUGAAAACAUCAGCAAAUGGCUCCGUAAUAUCGAUGAGCACGCGAAUGAGGACGUGGAGAGGAUGCUGCUAGGCAACAAGUGUGACAUGGAAGACAAGAGGGUCGUACCAAAAGCCAAGGGGGAGCAGAUUGCACGGGAGCAUGGCAUUAGGUUUUUUGAGACGAGUGCUAAGGCCAACAUCAACAUUGAGAAAGCUUUCCUCACGUUAGCAGAAGACAUCCUCAGAAAGACACCUGUAAAAGAGCCCAACAGUGAAAACGUUGACAUCAGCAGUGGGGGCGGAGUCACAGGCUGGAAGAGCAAGUGCUGCAGUUGAACGAGUCACACUAACGACGCACACUAAACAAACUACACCAACAACACGUCUCUGUCUCUAACCGCUAACCUUCACCUUUGACCUCUAACCCACCUGUCUCUCAUGAGUUUUUCUUGCACACUGACCCCGUCUUGUCUCCACCAAAUUAAAACCACUUGACUCAUGCCCCCUUUUCCAUCCCAUCGUAAUUUUUAUUUCUGAUAAAAAAGAGAAAUCCAGUCACGUUUCUUGUCAUUUGUUUUAAUGGUUGUACAAAAGAGUGUAAAAACGAGUUCAUAUUUUUAAUAUUUCUUUGCUCCCCACGGCGCCCUUCCCCACAGCACUCAUCUUCAGUCUGAGGAAAAGAAUCAAAAAGACACAUGUAGAUUGAACAUUUUGUACACUUUGUGGUUUUUUUGUUUCUGUCCUUUAAUGUUUGUUACCAAGUGACAGAGGCGUGGCUAGCUCCUUUUGUAUGUGGGGGUUUAUUUUGUCCUGUGCCUUAUAUGGAUGACAGGGGCGGGGCUGUGUGGUGGGCGGAGCCACAUCCACCCAAUGAAAUUAAAAUUUAAUAUUCUGUGCGUUCGGUCUCAACUCUGAGCCUGAACUGAAGCAGAAGAGUUUGAAUUUCUCCUCCAGCCAAGAGAACGGCAUUAUGUGUCCUGUUUAUCAAUGUUUAUUUUUAACUGUAUGGUUUAUUUUACUUUGAAUUAUUCUUUUUUUUUUCCUGCAUGCAGAUUUUUUUGGGGGUUGGGAGCGUUUCUGUAACUUUGUGUAACGCUUGCCACUGGGUAACUGGGCAGGAGGUACAGAAGUUCUCUUUGGAAAUUCAAACAAUUUUGCAGAUCCAUUAAAAAUAAGCUUGUUUAAGUUAAA
Messenger RNA from Boleophthalmus pectinirostris (great blue-spotted mudskipper), 2048 nucleotides. RefSeq names its product RAB10, member RAS oncogene family (gene rab10). Gene Ontology annotation, cellular component: recycling endosome; Golgi apparatus; insulin-responsive compartment. NCBI's taxonomy places the organism in Eukaryota, Metazoa, Chordata, Actinopteri, Gobiiformes, Gobiidae. Gene Ontology annotation, molecular function: GTP binding; GTPase activity. The record is from RefSeq and is a predicted model, not a curated record. The transcript has 6 exons. Gene Ontology annotation, biological process: cellular response to insulin stimulus. The coding region runs from base 588 to 1193 and encodes 201 amino acids.